Messenger RNA from Trichophyton verrucosum HKI 0517, 339 nucleotides. RefSeq lists its product as uncharacterized. The record is from RefSeq and is a predicted model, not a curated record. Bases 1 to 339 code for a protein of 112 amino acids. NCBI's taxonomy places the organism in Eukaryota, Fungi, Ascomycota, Eurotiomycetes, Onygenales, Arthrodermataceae. The transcript has 2 exons.
AUGCUGUCGUCACAAGCUAAGAAUAAAAUACUGGCUGGUGCAGUUGCCAUCAUCACAGCUUCAGGUGCAGUAUGGGGUGCAAGCUUGAAGAUGAGCCAGGAAGAACAAGAGAAAGUCCGAAAGAGCCUUGAUGCCACGCCGGAAGAGAAAAUAAACAGUUUACUGCUCGCCAGGGAGAACUUGGUUGCGAAACGAGAGAUGCUUGAAAAGCAGAUCAAGGGAAUUGAAGCAAGACAGGCAGAGAAAGCAGAGCUUGUACGGCAAAAAGAGCAAUAUCAGAAGCAGCAACAAUCUACCCAAGGAUACGGAUACCAAUCCCCAAAUGACAAGCAGAGAUGA